CGCAACCAAAAUUGGCUAGGGGGCCAAUGAGACUUCGGGGAAUGUGGUGGUAAACAUGAAAUGCGUCGCUAAUGCAUAGUUUUUGAGUUAUGAGGGGUUGAAAAAUACCCUAGAUGUAGGGAAAUUCCUUACAGUUACUUAGAUGUAGGGAAAUUUCAUACAUUCCAUUUUUUUUUUACAACGUACGGAAACCAUUGCACGCGUAUGUCACGUUCACGUGCACGAUAGUGCUAAUGUCUUGCAAAAAAUAAAAGCGUUGAUAAUUUCAAAAUUUAUUUAUACCUACUUUUGAGAAUAACGCAAUUAAAGUUUGCUUCCAUUUUCGUGCUGCAAACCUGCCUUUAUAUAACUGCUAUCAGUUCAAUAAUCAAAUACCAAUGCACGUACAUAAUGAUAUGGCACCUGGUUCCCCCUCAUAAAAGGUAUUAGUUGUUUAAGGGUGAGGGUGUCAGGAUGCACCAAGCCCCUUAUUGUUGCCAGCUUUGGUCUAAAAGUUCCCUGGUACAUGUUCCUCACUGGUACUUCCAUUAUCCUCUUUCCUCUUCCUUUUCUUCCCCUUCAUUGGUGUUAUCCUUCUUUUCUCUCUGAGUUCCAGUCCUUGUUCAGUGUAUGCAGCUGAGGUUCCCUUCCAACUAGCGUUCCCCAUGCACUGAGGGUGGAGGUCGUGGAGCGGUGUCCCUGAGUGGCAGCGUGCCAAGACAAGAGGCGCCAACUGAGUAGAGUCAUUUGUUGCUGCACUGCAUUCAGGGACCAAAAAAGAAUCCAUAUUGGAACUUCCUGAGAAAUAGCAGCUGAUCUUUCGAAGAUGCGGGAGGUCCCACUGAGUACAUGUGAGAGGACCUCACUGGUGUCUUCUAUAUAUGCUGGCCUUCGUUACGACAACAGAAAGUUUCUGGAGGUGCGGGACAUCACCCUCAACUUUGGCAAGGACUAUGGUUCAUGCACAGCCACCCUUGGGGAAACAAGGGUACUGGCACAGGUGACAUGUGAGGUAGUGGAACCUCGUCCUUCACGGCCAAAUGAGGGGAAAUUGUCCAUUGCAGUGCACUUGUCUCCUAUGGCAGCACCCCACCUAGAGCCUGGCCGCACCAAUGACCUGGUCGACGAGCUGCAGCAGAUCCUCGAUCGCAACAUUAAGGAGUCACGAUGCCUUGAUCUGGAAUCUCUCUGUAUCCAGGCUGAAGAAAGUGUGUGGCAGCUGCGACUCGAUGUGACUGUACUCAAUCAUGCUGGCAAUCUUGGGGAUACAUGCAACUUAGCAUCUGUGGCAGCCCUUCGACACUUCCACCGGCCAGACGUGUCAGUGGAAGCAGAUGGGCGAGUGACAGUGCACACCCUAGAGGAGCGGGAGCCAGUACCUACUUUCAUGAGGAAAGUGCCUGUCUGCCUUACCUACGGCUUCUUCAUGGAGAAUGAUGAGAAAUGCCAUGUGGUGAUGGAUCCCACUGAGCGAGAAGAAAGGGUAAUGUGUGGAAGGCUGGUUGUAGGACUCAACCCUCAUGGAGAAGUUACUUCGCUGCUGUUUCCUGGGCGGGUAGUGAUGCAGAAGCAAACUCUUCUUUUCUGCAUUCGCAAUGCUUUCUCCAAAGCUAAGACCAUGGCUGAGGCUGUACAGCAGGCUGUGGAAGAUAACUUGACUCAGCAUAAGGCUACCCUUGUCAAACCUCAUGGCUAUGAGAUAAAGAACUUAAGGUCAGACUCUGGUUAUAAUCGUUGGCUGAUUGAGCAAAGAAUUAACAGAAAGAAGCUAAAGAUGGAGGAGGGAGGGGUUCCUAUGGAAGAAGAUGUACAAGAAACUCUUGAGAAAGCCCAGAGUGACCCUUGUGUUAAUGAAGACAGCCUUCAAAGACCAUCAGAUACUUUUACUCAGGGACCACCUCAUAACAGCCCUUCCAUGGACAUUGACAGAAAAAAUGAAAAUGGAAGUUAUUUGGAUGGCAAGGAAACUGCUGAAUUGGAAGAUGAAGAAGAAGAAGUUAAGAGCAGAUUGACAGCCAGUGAUUUAUUUUAAGUAAUAAACUAAAAGAUAACAUGUACAAAGAAUUUACAGUUGUAGUUUACCCUGCUUGUAACCUCCACCUUGUUUAUGUAGAAAACAUGAUGAAUGAUUGUAUUGAAUGUAAACACAGUGAUUAUGAAAGUUUAUAAGGAAAGCCUUAUUUUCCACAUUAUAUUUGUGCAUUAACAGUGAGUUGAUAAAAGUAGUGGAUGAGUUUUAUAUAAGUAUCAGAGGAAAGGUACUAUUUAGAGCAAAUGUGAUCUUUUUAGAGACAGGAUAACUUUAAUGAAAAUUACAGAAGGAAGCCUAAAAUUAAUAUUGUCCAGUGUAAAGUAAGUCAUCCACUGACAUUCAGGGUAUAUUCCAUCUACUCAUCUUCCCUCUGACUUCACUAUGCCUGUUAUUAAAAAUUUUAAGAAUUA
Molecule: messenger RNA, 2421 nt
Organism: Eriocheir sinensis (Chinese mitten crab)
Lineage: Eukaryota; Metazoa; Arthropoda; Malacostraca; Decapoda; Varunidae
Exons: 6
Coding region: 806-2011 (401 amino acids)
Biological process (GO): nuclear mRNA surveillance; exonucleolytic trimming to generate mature 3'-end of 5.8S rRNA from tricistronic rRNA transcript (SSU-rRNA, 5.8S rRNA, LSU-rRNA); U1 snRNA 3'-end processing
Cellular component (GO): nuclear exosome (RNase complex); cytoplasmic exosome (RNase complex)
Source: RefSeq, a predicted model, not a curated record